Molecule: messenger RNA, 1927 nt
Organism: Python bivittatus (Burmese python)
Lineage: Eukaryota; Metazoa; Chordata; Lepidosauria; Squamata; Pythonidae
Gene: PTTG1IP
Product: PTTG1 interacting protein
Biological process (GO): protein import into nucleus
Cellular component (GO): nucleus; cytoplasm
Source: RefSeq, a predicted model, not a curated record
AGGCGCGUCUAUCCCAGGAUUGUUUUCCGGUCUUGGAAAGUCAGGGCGAGGGCGCCGAGGACGCGCGGAGAGAGCGAGCGAGCGGGGCAACCCCUUGCUUGUUCCAGUCGCCAUGGGUUUCUUGCGGCGCUUGUUUCUGCUGUGCCUCCCGCUGCUCCUCUCGACGCUGAGUAGCAUCGUCCUGGGCACUCUGGCGACCGCGGGGCAAGGAAUGGGGUGUCAGAAGUACACAAAUAAAACUUGUGAGGAAUGUCUGAAAAAUGUCACAUGUUUAUGGUGCAGCAGCAGCAAAAAAUGCAUGGAGUAUCCGGUUCGGAAUAUCCUCCCUCCAAGUUCUCUUUGCGAGUUGAGCUCUGCACGCUGGGGUGUAUGUUGGGUGAAUUUUGAAGCACUGAUCAUUACAAUGUCUGUGGUGGGAGGAACAAUCCUUAUCACACUUUUCGUCUGUUGCUGUUUCUGUUGCAGGAAAAAAAAGAACAGAAAGGCCGAUAAAGAGGAUGAAAAGGCUGCCAGGGAGAGAGAGCAAAGGAGAGUUCGGCAGGAAGAAAGGAGAGCAGAGAUGAAAUCUAGACAUGAUGAAAUCCGGAAAAAAUAUGGUUUGUUUAAAGAAGAGAAUCCAUAUGCCAAAUUUGAAAAUAACUAAGAUUUCUUUUGAAAUGUCCAAAUACCAUCUGGCAGUGCUGUCUGUAUAAUGUACAGUUGUGGAAAGAUCUGUACUUUAGACGCCUUAAUUGCAAAUAGAAAAAUGGUCCUAAUGCAAGAUGGAGCCAACCAUAAUUACAGUGAGCUGUUAACAAAGACUGAGAUUAAUGAACAAACCAACAUACCUCUAAAACUCUGGAGGCUGCAAUAUAUUCAUGUUAUUUUUUUUGUCUAGCUGUUAAGUAGAUGCUUGUGCUACUACAAUAUUUUAUUUUUACUGUGCAUUCUUUAUUUGCCAGCAAAGUCUUAAAACAAAUUUAUUCAUGAAUUGGGGCGGAAUGGUGCACAUACUGUAUCCUUCUGUGACCAACAGUUGGUAGCCAUUCUAAUGUUAAUACUGGAAAUAAGACAAGGUUUUUAAGAUCCUUGUAUAUACUUAGGAAUUUCCUGUACAAAAAGAUCAUAAGCUUUAAUACAUUCUCUGGCAAAAGUGACUAAAUCAUUCCAGAAAGAAACUGUUCCCAAUAUACAUUUUUAAAUCAUGGAAUCUUAAGGGUUUGUACUUUUAUAAAUUGAUUCUAUGUUUCUUUGCAAAAUAGGUAUAGUCCUCCUGAUUUUGUGCCUUAAAAAAUUGCUACCAUAGAAAUAAUUAAAACUGAAUGUUAAUAAGAGUUUGAUAUAGCUAUAGCUUUUAUACUGGCGCUCAUUAGACAUAUGCCAGCAUUUAAAGGGUAAAAGUUCAGCUAUAUUCAGUCUUCUUGAAUUACUUAACAUUCUUGUAAUACAAAUUUGCCAAACCCUUUAGUGUAUGUGUAUCACAUUGUAUCCUUAUGUAUUCAAGUGGUAACUUAUUGUAUAAUGUCAGAAAGAAUGCCCCUCAUAACCACAAUAGACAUUUAUCAACCUUAAGUCUUACUGAUAAAAUCUUUUGCUUUGAUACAAUAGCCUGUUUUCAGGCAAUUCCACAUAUUGAGCCUUACGCACUGGAGGGUGAAAUGUGUAUUUUUUUUCCGACGAGGCAUAUUAAGACUAAGAAAAACAGAUUUUGUAAUAUUUAAUGUUAAUUGGAAGAGUGAAAUAACUUUUGGGGAAAAAAAUUGGAGGAUGGCUUUUUAGAAAAGAAAAAAUACUUACAGAUUUUUUUUCUGAGCAUUUUUACUUGAACUCUUUACCUACUAGAGAAAUGAAUGAAAGAAACUAAAACCUCAACAUAGAACUUCGUGAAGAAUAUGGAACAACAUUAGCAUUACUUCUUAAUCUAAAGAGGAUUAAAUAAAAUGCUCAU